Messenger RNA from Trematomus bernacchii (emerald rockcod), 418 nucleotides. RefSeq names its product tetratricopeptide repeat protein 32-like. Lineage: Eukaryota; Metazoa; Chordata; Actinopteri; Perciformes; Nototheniidae. The coding region runs from base 1 to 411 and encodes 136 amino acids. Gene Ontology annotation, molecular function: protein binding. The transcript has 3 exons. The record is from RefSeq and is a predicted model, not a curated record.
AUGGAGCAAGACAACCCUCAAAUACUUGAAAAUGCUCACUCUGAGUUUAAAAACCAGAACUUCAAAUGUGCAGAACUACUGUACACAAAGUUUAUCUCGUCCUGCUUACAGACCAGGGAUUGUAAAGCCAGUCAUUCGGCCACUGCUUACAACAACCGCGGACAGAUAAAGUACCUCGGGGUGGAUUUUGGUGAAGCGGUGGAGGACUUCUCUUUAGCGAUACAGAGUGACAGCAGCUAUGAGACACCUUUCUACAACAGAGGACUCAUCCACUAUAGACUAGGUUUUUUCGAUGAAGCCAAGAGUGACUUCCAACAAGUAUUGAAGAUGAAUCCAGAUUUUGAAGAUGCCAAAAUGAGCCUGGAACAGACACUUCUGGACCAGCAGCACAAGAUAGACAGGGGAUACUGACAACUCC